Messenger RNA from Globicephala melas (long-finned pilot whale), 5772 nucleotides. It is a transcript of the gene VCPIP1, whose product is annotated as valosin containing protein interacting protein 1. Gene Ontology annotation, molecular function: cysteine-type deubiquitinase activity. Lineage: Eukaryota; Metazoa; Chordata; Mammalia; Artiodactyla; Delphinidae. Gene Ontology annotation, biological process: protein K11-linked deubiquitination; protein ubiquitination; endoplasmic reticulum membrane fusion. The record is from RefSeq and is a predicted model, not a curated record.
GUGUCUGAGGGAGAGAGAGCGAGAGCGAGUGAGUGUGAGUGCGGGCUAGGGUGGUGGCCGUUACGUUCGGGGCAACGGCUACGGUAGUGGAGAAGCAAGAAGAGAAACAACGUCCGGCGCUUCCGCCUUCGCUUAGGAGGAGGAGGAGCUGGUAGGGAAAGGAAAGUGAUUCGCCCUGGGCCUGGACUAGACCGAGUCGGGCCGGCGGGGGUUUGGCUAUGAGCCUUUGAGGGUCGCUUGGGACGCGGAGCGAGACUCGGGAGCCGAGAGCUAUGUCUCAGCCGCCGCCGCCGCCUCCGCUGCCGCCGCCGCCUCCUCCCCCAGAGGCUCCGCAGACUCCGCCGUCUCUGGCGGCGACGGCGGCGGCUGCUCCGGGAGUGCUCUCGAAGCGGAGAGACCGGAGAAUCCUCUCCGGGAGCUGCCCGGAUCCGAAGUGCCAGGCGCGUCUGUUCUUCCCGGCCUCCGGUUCUGUCAGCAUCGAGUGUACCGAGUGCGGACAGCGGCACGAGCAGCAACAGCUGCUGGGGGUGGAGGAGGUGACCGACCCGGACGUAGUGCUGCACAACCUGCUGCGGAACGCGCUGCUCGGGGUGACAGGGGCACCCAAGAAGAACACGGAAUUGGUAAAGGUGAUGGGCCUUUCCAACUACCACUGCAAGUUGCUGUCGCCCAUCUUAGCUCGCUACGGAAUGGACAAGCAGACAGGCCGGGCUAAGCUUCUCCGGGACAUGAACCAGGGCGAGCUGUUCGAUUGCGCUUUACUGGGGGACCGCGCCUUCCUCAUCGAACCAGAGCAUGUGAACACGGUGGGCUAUGGCAAGGACCGCUCCGGAAGCCUCCUGUAUUUGCAUGACACGCUUGAGGACAUCAAGCGGGCCAAUAAGAGUCAGGAAUGCCUCAUUCCAGUGCAUGUGGACGGGGAUGGACACUGCCUGGUGCAUGCUGUGUCCCGGGCUCUAGUAGGCCGGGAGCUCUUCUGGCAUGCCUUGAGAGAGAAUCUUAAACAGCACUUUCAGCAGCACCUGGCCCGAUAUCAAGCCCUGUUCCAUGACUUCAUUGAUGCCGCUGAGUGGGAGGACAUUAUCAAUGAGUGUGACCCUCUGUUUGUACCACCUGAGGGUGUUCCCUUGGGCCUGAGGAACAUCCACAUAUUUGGGCUUGCCAAUGUGCUGCAUCGCCCGAUUAUUCUGUUAGAUUCACUCAGUGGCAUGCGAAGCUCUGGUGAUUAUUCAGCCACCUUUCUGCCAGGCCUUAUCCCUGCAGAGAAGUGCACUGGGAGAGAUGGUCAUUUGAACAAACCCAUCUGUAUUGCCUGGAGUAGCUCUGGUAGAAACCAUUAUAUCCCCUUGGUAGGCAUAAAAGGGGCUGCUUUGCCCAAACUGCCUAUGAAUUUGCUUCCUAAAGCAUGGGGUGUGCCUCAGGACCUCAUUAAGAAGUACAUCAAACUUGAGGAGGACGGUGGUUGUGUUAUUGGAGGAGACAGAAGUUUGCAGGAUAAAUACUUACUUAGGCUUGUUGCUGCUAUGGAAGAAGUCUUUAUGGACAUACAUGGUAUCCAUCCUAGUUUGGUGGCUGAUGUCCAUCAGUAUUUCUACAGGAGGACAGGGGUGAUAGGAGUUCAGCCUGAAGAAGUCACAGCAGCUGCUAAAAAAGCAGUAAUGGAUAAUCGCCUUCACAAAUGUUUGCUCUGUGGUGCCCUUUCUGAACUUCAUGUUCCUCCAGAGUGGUUGGCUCCGGGAGGGAAACUGUAUAACCUGGCAAAAAGUACUCAUGGACAGCUGAGGCCUGACAAAAAUUAUAGCUUUCCCUUGAACAAUUUGGUUUGCUCAUAUGAUUCAGUGAAAGAUGUUCUGGUACCAGACUACGGAUUGAGUAACCUGACAGCUUGUAAUUGGUGCCAUGGCACAUCUGUGCGAAGAGUCAGAGGAGAUGGGUCUAUUGUGUAUUUGGAUGGGGACAGAACUAAUGCUAGGUCCACUGGUGGCAAAUGUGGUUGUGGAUUCAAACAUUUUUGGGAUGGUAAAGAGUAUGACAAUCUACCAGAAGCUUUUCCUAUUACUUUGGAAUGGGGUGGAAGAGUGGUCAGAGAAACAGUAUAUUGGUUCCAGUAUGAAAGUGAUGCAUCUUUGAAUAGUAAUGUUUACGAUGUUGCCAUGAAACUUGUUACCAAGCACUUUCCAGGUGAAUUUGGGAGUGAAAUCCUGGUUCAGAAAGUUGUCCACACUAUAUUGCAUCAGACUGCCAAAAAGAAUCCUGAUGAUUAUACUCCUGUAAAUAUAGAUGGUGCUCAUGCCCAAAGAGUUGGAGACGUACAAGGACAAGAGUCGGAGUCCCAGCUCCCAACUAAAAUUAUUCUUACCGGACAGAAAACAAAAACUUUGCACAAGGAGGAGUUAAACAUGAGUAAGACUGAAAGAACUAUUCAACAGAAUAUUACGGAACAGGCUUCUGUAAUGCAGAAACGAAAAACAGAGAAGUUAAAACAAGAACAAAAGGGGCAGCCCAGGACUGUUUCUCCCAGUACCGUUCGUGAUGGUCCUUCCUCUGCACCUGCCACCCCUACCAAGGCUCCCUAUUCACCAACCACUUCUAAGGAGAAGAAGAUCCGAAUAACAACUAAUGAUGGACGACAGUCCAUGGUUACACUUAAGUCUUCAACAACGUUUUUUGAACUUCAGGAAAGCAUAGCCAGAGAAUUCAACAUUCCUCCAUAUUUACAGUGUAUUCGAUAUGGCUUUCCUCCUAAAGAGUUAAUGCCACCCCAGGCAGGAAUGGAAAAGGAGCCAGUUCCUUUACAACAUGGUGACAGAAUUACAAUAGAGAUUCUAAAAAGUAAAGCCGAAGGGAGUCAGUCUGCAGCAACACACUCGGCCCACACUGUGAAACAAGAAGAGAGUGCUGUCACUGGUAAACUGUCAUCUAAGGAACUUCAGGAGCAAGCUGACAAAGAAAUGUACUCCUUGUGUCUUUUAGCAACGUUAAUGGGAGAAGAUGUAUGGUCUUAUGCAAAGGGGCUUCCUCACAUGUUCCAGCAGGGUGGCGUAUUCUACAAUAUUAUGAAGAAAACCAUGGGUAUGGCUGAUGGCAAGCAUUGCACUUUUCCACAUCUGCCUGGCAAAACCUUUGUCUAUAAUGCUUCUGAAGAUAGGCUGGAGUUGUGUGUGGAUGCUGCAGGACAUUUCCCCAUCGGUCCUGAUGUUGAAGAUUUAGUCAAAGAGGCUGUAAGUCAGGUUCGAGCAGAGGCUACGACAAGAAGUAGGGAGUCAAGUCCCUCACAUGGGUUAUUAAAACUAGGUAGUGGUGGAGUAGUGAAAAAGAAAUCCGAGCAGCUUCAUAAUGUGACUGCCUUUCAGGGAAAAGGGCAUUCUCUAGGAACUGCAUCCAGUACCCCACACCUUGAGCCAAGAGCUAGGGAAACUCCAGUUGUAAGGAAGCAGACCACAGGGACACACUUUAGUAGUUCCAUUAAAACAGAGCCUUCUGUAUUCACAGCUGCUCCUAGUAACAGUGAGCUUAUUCGAAUAGCUCCUGGAGUAGUUACAAUGAGAGACAGCAGGCAGCUUGAUCCUGAUAUGGUUGAGGCCCAGCGAAAAAAAUUGCAGGAAAUGGUUUCUUCUAUUCAGGCGUCGAUGGACAAGCACUUGCGGGAUCAAAGUACAGAGCAGUCACUGUCUGAUCUUCCUCAAAGGAACGUCGAAGUUGUGAGUCCUUCUGUGAAGUCUGGGAGUCUUCAGACUGGCUUACCUGAAUCUUUUUCUGUAACUGGUGGCACUGAAAAUUUGAACACGGAAACAACUGAUGGCUGUGUGGCAGAGGCACUGGGAGCAGCACUUGCUACAAGGUCAAAAGCACAAAAGGGAAAUUCCGUGGAGGAGCCUGAAGAGAUGGAUAGUCAAGAUGCUGAGAUGACAAACACAACUGAGCCAAUGGAUCACUCUUGAUUUAAUUAGAGGCUAAUAAAUGCAGAAUGUUUAUUGUGAACAUGUAAUAUUUGUUGGCUGGGCCACAUAACUUGAUUAGUCAUUAAAAAUCUUGUACGUAUAUAAUUCAAAGAUUAUAUCUUGUUAUUCAGUGCAUGAUAGCAAGUGUGUGAUUGGCAAUAGCUUUUAAUAUACUGCUGCCCAGGCUGGCUCUAAAUUCCUAUAAAUUAGUUAUUAGAUCCGCUGAAAUGACUUUCUUCCAUAUAUGUGGUUCACUGUAAUUUUAAUUCCAUGAAAGUCUUAAUGUUUAAAACAUGAAAAUUCUCUUGCUACUUAUGUUUGAUUUCUGAAAAGGCUAGGGCUGGGGGGAAAUAAGAUUUUGCUAAUGUUGAUGUCAUCAGGGUAACCAUUCCACAUAUUUAUUAGCGUGUCAAAGGAUUUAUGUAAAUUUGAAGGUUAUCUGAAGUAAAUUGUAUCUUGAAAUUCAUAAAAGGAUAUAUUAGACACUGGGAUCCUGACACUUUUGUGAACAUGAACACAUUCAUAGAGAUAUAUAUUCUUGGUGAAACUAUCUUGAGAAUGUAGUGUAAUGAUAUAACAUUUUGCUGAUUUGAGCAAGGUUGGGGAAGAUAACUAUUCUAGAAUGAUAAAGUCAAUGUGAUUCAGUAAUGUUGCUGUCUGAGCCAACACAGCCAAGUGUGUGCUCUGUUGUUGAUAAUAUGUUACCAUUAUUUUGAAUCCUGGCCUGGUCAAGUACUACCAAAUUUUUGUCCUUUAAUCUUGCAGAAAAGUUGAUUGCAAUGUGUGGUAGAAAAUAAUAAAAAUAAUGGUAGCAGUAGUUAAUCUCUAAUUUUCAGAGUUUGUCAGAUUCACAGAGCAUUUAUAAAUAAGAAUUUAUCUUUAUGAAUGAGUUACAUUGUUCUACAAUUUCGAUCAAUGGUAUUUAAGCUUGUAUAUGCUAAAUGUAUUUGAGCCCCUUUGAACCAAAAAUGUUUCCCUUUUUUCUUAGAAUCCAUAAGAUUUUCUUCAUUUGUUGGCUUCACUUGGAUUUGGAUGCAAAUUUGACUGCGUCAUACCCUGAUCAACCAGGCAUUUGCUUAAAUAGUGUAUUCAUCAAAUCUUUAGUGCCAGUUUCCUCAAGAAGCAGCUUUCACGUUUACUCCUUAAAGAAUGUUUAUCCUGAGACUGGUAUUGCACUAUUUUAUCCUAUUCUGCAAAUCUGUAUUCUGAAAUGUACACGUUAAUCCAUCUUUUUCCUCUGUUCACUGAAAUUAAGUUGAAUUUGAAUGGAUGAAAGACAAAAUGUAUGUUAAUACAAUCUCUUAUCUAGAGCAUUUAAAGCCUGGCUCUCUCUGUUUGCUCGUGUUAACAGAUGCAGAACCGUUUGCAUUUCAAGAAAAUGUACAUCAGAAAUUAUAUUAUCAGGUGUUUUAAAAUGUCAACCUGUUGAUUCAUAAGGAAUAUAGACAGAACUUUAACUUGUGUUUCCAAAUAAGGGAGUUUUUGGUUUCUUUCUAUGAAAGUAUCUCUGAUGAAUUCACUUAUUAAGUUAACUACUUUAUUUUGAAUAGGGAAAGAAUGGAGACUCUAGAUAUUUUGCAGGUGAUAUCUGAGCAAGAUACAUAUUUGGGUUAGUUUUAUCACAUUAUCACAUUUUUAAAACCAUAUUGUCUCCAUUCUUCUUCUAAAUUUACUUUCAGAUACCUCUCUCUAUGUCUAUAAAUAUAAGGAAAUUUUAGAACUUUUAUAUUGUGUACUAGUUUUGCAUAAAGAACUGCAGCUACCAAAUAAUAUUUCCCAUUUGGUUAGUACAGGUGACUUCUGUGUGUUAAAUUAAAAAUUACAAAUAUCA